Molecule: messenger RNA, 5088 nt
Organism: Liolophura sinensis
Lineage: Eukaryota; Metazoa; Mollusca; Polyplacophora; Chitonida; Chitonidae
Product: inter-alpha-trypsin inhibitor heavy chain H4-like
Exons: 1
Coding region: 29-2125 (698 amino acids)
Source: RefSeq, a predicted model, not a curated record
AGAAGCGGCCAUUUUUAAAAUCGGAAACAUGGCGGGUCAGGCACUAAGGUGCGGGUUAACAAACCUUGCCGUCGUACUGAUUUUGUUCACAACGAUGAAAGUCCGCGGUUACAAUUUGGUAGCAAGGCGCGAGUCCGAGUUCACGUUCAAGAAUGAUGUUGUUGUUGUGCCUAUGCGACAUCGCAGAUUUGUCAACAACGACGUUAUCGCUCCACCCGCGAAUAUCGUGAAAAUGAACAUCGACUCUAGAACCAGCUCAAGGUACACGCAAGUUUUGGUGGAAAGUGUGGUGAUGAAUGAUCAAAUGGAGUCUAGAGAAGCAAAAUUCAUUGUGCAGAUCCCAGAGACGGCCUUCAUUUCCAACUUCUCCAUGUUGAUAAAUGACACCUGGUUUAUUGCGGACGUGAUGAAUAAAAGUGCGGCCGAACAGGUGUACAAGGAUGCUCAGUCCAAGGGGGAAUCUGCAGGCCACGUCGGCACUGACACUUACACGCCGAGCCCAAGAGGGAUGGAAAAUUUCAAAAUCUCGAUCAACGUAGCUGCCGAGAGUGAAGUGGAAUUCAAACUGCUGUAUUCUGAGCUGUUGGAAAGAAGGCUUGGGGUGUACAGGCAAAGGAUAAGCAUAAGGCCUGGACAAACGGUGGAGAACCUCACUUUAAGUGCUCAGCUGUAUGAGCCCCAGGGAUUCGCUUCAUUCAAGUUUUCACCCCCAGGGGAAAGCACACUGUUAGAAAGCUCACGCACUCCUGAUGUUCAACUGACAGCCUCUGAUACAUUCAAGUCUGUAGCCUACACCAUGUCUAUCGCUGCACAGAGAAAAUUAGAUGCAGAGAAGGGAUCGGAUGGUGAAUUCAUAAUUGAGUAUGACGUGAGGCGAGAAAAUGAAGAGUCAAGGGGAGGAGUGUUGCUGGUUGACAGUGGUUACUUUGUUCACUACAUCGCCCCAUCUGACCCAAACCUGGUCACCCUGAAUAAAAAUGUGGCAUUUGUUAUUGAUGUCAGUGGGUCAAUGUCAGGGGAAAAGAUCAUCCAAACUCGUCAGGCCAUGAAGACAAUUCUGUCUCAACUGAGACCUGAUGAUUACUUCAAUAUUCUUUUAUUUUCAAGCAACGUGAGAUCAUGGGAGCCCCGCCCGAUACGAGGAUCUGCUGAAAACAUCGCUCGAGCUAAGAGGUUCGUGGAUGACCAUGUCAAAGCCGACGGUGGUACAAACAUUGAUGCUGCCUUAAGAGAGGCGGGUAACUCUUUGUCUCAGUUGAUGACCGGUUUAAGUGAGCGUAGAGGCAGGAUGAUUGUAUUUUUGACAGAUGGGAUGCCAUCUGUAGGGGAAACUAACACAGUAAAGAUUCGUAAAAAUGUGCGGACUUGGAAUAUAGAAAGCAAACUUCCCAUUUUCUCACUUGGUUUUGGAAUGGGUGUCUCCAUUGACUUCCUACAGCAGUUAUCCUGGGAGAAUUUGGGAUUUGCUCGACAGAUCUAUGAGGACACUGAUGGUGUCAGCCAACUGUCAAACUUCUUCACUGAAAUUGAAUCUGUAAUUUUGUUGGACAUUCAUGUGACUUAUGACACAGAUGCAGUGGAAGUUGCCACACUGACCAGCACCACUUUCCCUCAGUAUUUUAAGGGUUCAGAAAUUAUUGUGGCUGGAGAGAUAACUCCAUCUGCACCACAGUCCUGGUCAGCCCAAGUGAGCGCCAGUGGAAAGACUGAUGUUGUAAAUUAUAACAUUCCUGUAACUGGCCAAAAUACAUACGACACCAAUGUCGCACCUUGGAGUGCUGGUUUUGCUGAAAAGCUUCGGGCUUACCUGAAAAUUAAAGACCUGAUUCGCGAAAUGUCCAUUGCACCCAACAAAACCGUUGAAGCUGCUUUGGAACAGGAAGCUAUUGCCUUAUCGCUGCGUUAUAAUUUUGUCACUCCGGUGACCAGUAUGGUGAUCACUCAAUCAUCUAGAAGUGUAGAGAAUGAAUUAAGUCGGGAUAUGGCUAUAAGUGCAAUAGUCGGGAGUUCUUUGGGAAAAGCCAGCUCCAUUGGUGUUCCAUCCAUGGUACUGCUGUACCUAACCUCCCUACUCACCGUCCUACUGUCCUCAGCCGGCAGUCUUAUUACUUUUCUUACUUUGUAGUAAGUAACGCCUUUUUUUGUUUGUCGAGCAAACAAUCCUAAAUUUCUCAACCUUUUCAAAAGUUAGGCUGUGACAUGUAAAUGAUAAAUUUUCCAGUAAAAUCAGAUUUAUUUUCGUAAGUUUUAUUAGGUAUAUUCUUCUGUAUGCAAAAAGUUUUUAAGUUACAGUAAUUAAUUGUUCUAGCAAAGUGGAUUUAUAACAGCGUGUGCCUCCUACUGUCAGAAGACAGAUAUAUGUAUUCUGCUGUUGGGUCAUUCAUAGAUUUUUGGAACAACUGAGCAAAUGAUCCCAGUAAAAAAAAAAAUGGAAGGUUAUAUAUUAAUGCAUCCCAUAGAUUUGGGGAUUAACUGUAUCUAAGAUCUGCAUAGAUGCCUCUGUUUUUAUGACAUUUAUCCUUGCUGUGUUAUUACCUAUAUAUGUGUAUGUGGGUAUGUAUAUAUAUAUGUAUAUAUCUGGCUGAUUUGCUAUGGAUAUAUACAUGUUCUAUUUUAAUAUUUACUCUUCUAAAGGUAUUACUGCGGUAUGUUGGCUGAUAAAUUGAAGCAUCUGCCCUACAAAUGGGAGUCUAGAGUUUAUGUAACACUUCCAAGCAAGACAUUUGUAUACUUCUGUGGUGACUUCUUAGCAAGAGAAGAUAUGUCUAGAGUGCUUGGUGGGGCAUCAUGCUUGGUAUCUUGGUCAUAGUGGGCAAUGAGACUGGCUAGCUCCAGAAAGACACUAUCCUGAUAGGUUCAAUGUAAGUUUCAAAACAAUAUUAAAAUAAACUCAAUAAAAGUGUCGAUUAGAUACAUGCAUUGUGUCAUUUGCAGUUUAUUUAAACAAACAUAUGCAGGAGACCUGUUCGAUGCACAUGUUCACGAGAAAUCCAAGUUAAGUACUUACAAACCAUAGAAGAUUUAAUACAUAUGUAAGUAAAUGUAAAUUGUUGACAAGGUCAUCUUUUAAUUAACUUCAAAAUGGAAGUUUUUGUGUAAUAUUUUUCAUCAGUUUUGUUUAUUUUGUUUUUUUGAAAGAAAAUUUUACUUAUUUCGUGCUGAAUUAUGUUCUUCACUGUAGUUAAAUACAUGCAGUAUGUAAAAGUUUGUCAAUUAUGUAUAUAUACCCUAAUUCCUCAACCUUUUCAACCUAAGUUCAGUUUAUGUAAAUUUUUAAUUUGAAUUUGGAAACAAAACUACUUUGCUUGGGUUGGCCAGUUUCAGGGCUUUACAAAAAGUAUAAUUUUAUCAGACUACACACAGUAAUGCUCAGAGAUACUACUUGAAUAAACAGCUUGGAAACAUGCAAAAUAGUUAAAGAAUUACAGUAUGCAUGUACAAAUAGUUUUGAAGUUUGUGUGUGGUUACAGUGAAAUGACUAUUUCAUCUCCAUGUGAAAUAGGGUAAAGUUAUAUUUAUCAGAUUUACAGUUUGUAUUGAUGUAAAUUGUUAUACAUGUUUGUAUAAGCAGAAUAGAUGACAUUUAGUCGGUUACAGGUUAAGCUGCCUCCCUUGUCAAAUGUUCACAUUGACUUGACCUGUGUAAUCAGUUUUAUAUGAAUAUGUUGUAUAUUUCCCUAUAUUAAACAGGUUUGUAAUUCGUUUUAACUCCACAUUGUGAUAAUAAAGUGUUAUGUUUUUUUUUUAUUUGAACUGAGUUUGACAGUGAAUGCGUACGUGAAGUUGACAUUUACUGGUUUUGAGAUACCUUAUAUGAUCAGUUUUCUGUUACCAAACCCGACAUGUUUUCAGACACGUUGCAUAUGGAGAGAGCUUAUUUGUGCACAGUGGAUAUGAUACGUUACAAUUGUGGUUAACAUUAUUUGAUUUUUCUUUUUAAUGUAUUUACAGAUAUUUUGUUAAAAUCUUUAUGAACAUUUAUUCUAAUGUGUGAUGGUCAUUCUUAUCAGUUGGUCCAUAACACUACAGCUCUUAGUUUAUUGUGAAAUUUGUUGUUUAUUGAGAUAAGAUUCAAUCAGUUGAAGAAUUCAAGGGUAAAGUAUUGUAUGUUUUUCACAUGGUACCUAAGUAGUGUAACUCUUAAUGCACACUCAGUUUUAUGAUGCCGGAGAUACUAAUUUCAGACUUUCAAAGAAAGAAAGAAAAAAACAAUCCAUAAGGAUAUUGACAAGUUGUAAACAAACACAGCUUUAGAUACAGGCACUGAGCAAACUUUGUACAGUUUGGGGCGGACACAUAGAAAUGGUCGAAUUAUGUAUAGAUCUACCCAAAAUUUAUACUCUUAUGAGACAUGUUAGGAUCUUAUAAUAUGCCAUCUUUCCGGUAAGUGCUCAUUCUUUGAAGUUUCUUAUUUUCUUGUCAUUCUUAUUAAUGCAAAAUGUGAAAGAGAAUUUAGAAGUGUGGAGAAUAUGGAAGAAUGUAGAAUAUAGUAUUUUUUCAUUGGUUCUUGUUGCUUUUAUAGGCAAGUGAAAGAGAUUGGAAUGAUGUGUGUGUAUAUAAGUAGUCCUUUAUAAGUCUGGAUAAUUCUUAUACCGGUAUAAUAAUAUAUCAUGCUCAGAAUUUUUCUUAAAUUGAAAUUCAUUUUCUUUGAAUGGUUUUUGAUUUUCAUAUAUUUUGACACAUUAAUACCAGUAGUGGUCACAGAUCGGUUCACUUGUAAACUUUUCAACCCUCCAUAUUCAUACAUACAUGUAUUCUCAUUAUUAUUUCACUCAGAAAGAGCCACUUUCAUUGAUAUAGGUGAAAUAUUUCUUGCUGUUUUUUGUCAUUUUAAUGUGAAGGAUAUGCUGUGUUCUGUAUGUAUGUGUAUAUAUAUAUACCUUUUUAAAACCUUUUUUUAUAUCAAUAUUAAUCUCUUACAGUCUCAAAAGGAACAAAGGUGUGUUUUACAUGCCUACCAUGCAUAUAUAUAUAUAUAUGGAAAUGUAAUAGUGACUGAUUGCAAAAUAAACCUUUUUUAUAUCAAUAUUAAUAUCCUACGGUCUCAAAAGGAACAAAGGUGUAUUUUGCAUGCCUCCCAUGUAUGUG